AUGUCUACUAUAUGUCUCAGGCAGGAGGCAGCUGCCAGGCAUGAGGCUCAGAGACUAGAACAAGAAGCCCGUGGCCGCCUUGAGAGGCAGAAGAUCUUGGACCAGUCAGAAGCUGAGAAAGCUCGCAGAGAACUCUUGGAGCUGGAGGCUCUGAGCACUGCUGUGGAGAGCACUGGGACCGCCAAGGCGGAGGCCGAGUCCCGCGCAGAGGCAGCACGCAUUGAGGGACAAGGCUCUGUGCUGCAGGCUAAGUUGAAGGCAGAGGCCUUGGCCAUUGAGACGGAGGCUGAGCUUCAGCGGGUCCAGAAAGUGCGAGAGCUAGAACUGGUCUAUGCUCGGGCCCAGCUGGAGCUGGAGGUGAGUAAGGCCCAGCAGCUGGCUGAGGUGGAGGUGAAGAAGUUCAAGCUGAUGACGGAGGCCCUGGGCCCCAGCACCAUCAGGGACCUUGCCGUGGCAGGGCCAGAGAUGCAGGUAAAACUGCUCCAGAGCCUGGGUCUGAAAUCAACCCUCAUCACUGACGGCUCCACUCCUGUCAACCUCUUCCACACAGCCUUGGGUCUACUGGGGCUAGGGUCUGAGGCCCAGUCCACAGCCAAAAAUGCGACCGGGGGCCAUGGGCCUGAAAAAGGCUUGCUUCUCCAGUCCUCUGCUGUUCCUCAAGUUUUUGGAAGCAGCCGUACUGUGCCUUAGCUUCAUGUUGCAUCGACAAAUAAACCGUAACACUCCUGGGCAUUUAAACCCUC
Pteropus alecto (black flying fox) is the source of this 743-nucleotide messenger RNA. Its product is annotated as major vault protein. The transcript has 6 exons. The record is from RefSeq and is a predicted model, not a curated record. Gene Ontology annotation, cellular component: cytoplasm; nucleus. NCBI's taxonomy places the organism in Eukaryota, Metazoa, Chordata, Mammalia, Chiroptera, Pteropodidae. Bases 1 to 690 code for a protein of 229 amino acids.